Molecule: messenger RNA, 1272 nt
Organism: Argiope bruennichi
Lineage: Eukaryota; Metazoa; Arthropoda; Arachnida; Araneae; Araneidae
Exons: 2
Coding region: 1-1272 (423 amino acids)
Biological process (GO): DNA replication, removal of RNA primer
Molecular function (GO): nucleic acid binding; RNA-DNA hybrid ribonuclease activity
Source: RefSeq, a predicted model, not a curated record
AUGUUACUUAUGCCAAUCACAUACGGCAACAGAUUAAAUUCAGAUGACCCACCGUCUAUCUCUUUCCAAAAUUCCACCAUUAAAGUGGUUUCUUCUUUCCGAUAUCUAGGGGUCAUAUGGGACAGCAAGCUUACGUUCACAGAACACUUUAGGCACGCCCGUCGGAAAAGUGAUCUGCUCAUGUAUAAAUUAAAUACAGUUGCCAACAGAUUCUUUUCCAGACAUCACCAUCUGUACAGAGGCAUCUACACAGGCGCCUUCGAACCUUAUGUCCUUUUGGGGUACGGGGCUUGGGGGCACCAUCUAAAAUUCAAGCAAUUAGUGCAAAAAACUCAAGUCAAAUUUGAUGACACUUAUCUAGAUCCCGAACUUUAUGAACCUACUUUAAACCCAUAUGACCAACAUCCUAGCGAAUGGUUUACUUUCCCUUUCCAGAAAAAUCCACCAUCAGGAGAUGGAAUAGAAAUUUUCACUGACGGAUCUAAAAUUGGCGACCGGGCGGGAUCUGCCAUUGCUUGCUUUUACUUCGGUAAACUAAUUUAUGUUGACUCCCAUCGACUUGACGACCAUUCAACGGUUUUCCAAGCUGAGGCCUAUGCCUUUUUCAUGGCCCUUGAUUACAUAGAUCAAAUUAAUUCUUGGAGCAAAGUCUCUAUUUAUUCAGACUCACUCUCGCUACUUACAGCUCUUGCUUCGCCUAAACGCAAAAGCUGGAUGCUGAAGCAAAUAGCCGACAAAAUAAAAGCAGUCAAUUCAAACCGACGACUCUCCCUCCAUUGGGUCAAAGCACACAUUGGAGUGGAAGGCAACGAAGUGGCUGAUAAACAAGCUAAAUAUGGUACUGAGAAAGAUUCCAUCGACUCACAUGUCCCCAGGUCUCAUGGCACCUUGAGGGCUGACAUUUGGCGUUGCAUUCUUGCAGAAUGGCAAAAUGAAUGGGCAAGUAGCUCAAAAGGUCCUCAGACGCACAAAUAUUUUCCAAAUGUCUCUACUAAAAUGAAAUCCUUUCAUCCCUUCCUGAUACAAUUCCUCUCGGGUCAUGGGAGAUUUCCUUAUUACUUCAAUAAAUUUGGAAUCACCAACGAUCCACUCUGUGACUGUGGCAAAGUUGGAACACCAGACCACUAUAUUUAUGAGUGCAUACACACUCAUCUUCUUAGACAAAAAAUCAAAAAUGCUCAAGAUAAAGAUCAUCUUCUUAAAGAUCCUCACAACUUACAUGUUAUCCACCAAAUCAUCGCGUGGAUAAACGACCACAUUCCUAGGCUCUAA